AUGGUCAGAGCCGGCGGCAUCAAGUGUCAGAACUGCAACUGUUCCCCCGGGCUCUUGUCGCGAAAUAACCGUCGUCUGGUCCGCUUCGCCAAGCAGAUCCAGCUCGGCCGCCUGGGGUCGCAACCGGGGCUGCCUCUGCGGAAAGGCCUGUGCUGGCUGGUAAACCCGCUGACGUUUACUCAGGACAACAAGGAGAUCAACACCAGCUUGCGGCUUGCGGCGUUGCGCAAGCAGAUGGCCGAGCACGGCUUGGCGGUGUACGUGGUGCCGCUGGAGGACCAGCACCAGCUGGAGUACACCGCGCCCGGCGACAAGCGGCGGUCGUUCAUUUCGGGGUUUUCGGGGCUGGCCGGGGUCGCCGUGGUCACGCGGGACAUCUCGUCGCUCAACGAUGAACCGGACGGGUUGGCGGCGUUGCUGACGGACGGGCGCUACUUUAACCAGGCGCUGAACGAAUUGGACUUUAACUGGCGGUUGAUCAAGCAGGGACAAAAGGGCGAGCCUACCUGGCAGGAGUGGGCGGUGGAGCAGGCGGUGCAGAUGGCCAAGGAUUCGGGCAAGGACGCCCACAUCGGCAUUGACCCCCGCAACAUCACCUACGCCGCCUACCAGCUGUUGGCGAAGCUUGCUGAGGAAAAGAGCCCUAAAGACGCUACUGUGGACGUGGUACCGGUGUUGCCGAACUUGAUUGACGAGAUUUGGGAGGAAUUUGAGGACUUGCCGGUGCCGAUUACUGCCUCGAUCUCGACGUGGGAUAUCAAGUACGCCGGCCAGCUGGUGGCGGCUAAGCUCGAGGCAGUGUCGAAAAAGGUGUUUUCCGACUCGGUGACGGCGUUGGCUGUGACGGCGCUCGACGAUAUCGCCUGGGCGCUUAAUCUUAGAGGGCUGGAUAUCGAGUUCAACCCGGUGUUUUUCUCGUUUUUGGUGAUCACUAGGGACGAAACCAUCCUCUUUGUUGAUGAGCCGAGACUCAGCGACGACGCUAAGGCUCAGCUUAAGCUGAACAAUGUCACCCUCAAACCGUACGCCCUGUUUUACACCCACACCCACGAGUUGUCGGCCAAGCUCAAGGAGAAGCAGCAGAAGUUUGCCGUGCUGACAGCGGCCAACUGGGAGUUGGUGCGUCAACUUGACUGUGAAUUCACCCAGAUGCCGUCGCCGAUCGAAGCGCUUAAAGCGGUGAAGAACGCUACGGAGAUUGCCGGGGCGAGACUGGCCCAGGUGAAGGAUGGUCGGGCUAUCAUUAAGUUGUUUGCUUGGCUUGAGAACGAAGUGAUUAAGAAGGAAGAAAUGAUCGACGAAGUCACUGCCGACGAAAAGCUCACUGAGUUCCGCAAGCAGGAACCAGGAUGGGUGGGCCAGCUGUUCGACACCAUCUCUGCCACUGGCGCCAACGCGGCGGUGAUCCACUACAAGCCGGUCAAGGGCGCGUGCACCACCAUCAACCCAUGUAAGCUUUACUUGUGCGAUACUGGCUCCCAGUUCCUUGAGGGCACCACCGACAUCACCCGGACCAUCCAUUUCAGCGAGCCGCUGGCCGAGGAAGUCACUAACUACACCUUAGUGCUCAAGGGGAUGGUGGCGUUGGCCCGGCUCAAGUUCCCCGAGGGCGUGCUGGGAUGUCAAAUCGAUGCCAUGGCCCGCCAGUUCUUGUGGCAACAAGGGUUGGACUACGGCCAUGGCACUGGCCAUGGCAUUGGUGCCUACCUCAACGUCCACGAAGGCCCCGUGAGCAUUGCGGCCCGGGUGCCGUCGAAGGCGGUCCCGUUGGCUCCGGGUAACUACUUGAGUAACGAGCCCGGUUUCUAUAAGGACGGCGAGUACGGUAUUCGUAUUGAAAACGACAUGUUUGUCGUGCAAUCGAGCGAGACCUACAACAGCAAGCAGUUCCUCAAGUUCGACACCGUGUCGCUUGUGCCCUACUGCCGCAAGUUGAUCGACGUGUCGUUGUUAUCCGCGGACGAAAUCACCUGGCUCAAUGACUACCACCAGCAGUGCUGGGAAGCUUACGCCGACUCGUUUAGCCGCGACUCGCUCGAGUUGAAGUGGUUGAAGCGGGAAACCGCCCCAUUCAAGAAGUAG
Messenger RNA from Diutina rugosa, 2082 nucleotides. RefSeq names its product aminopeptidase P. The record is from RefSeq and is a predicted model, not a curated record. Bases 1 to 2082 code for a protein of 693 amino acids. The transcript has a single exon. NCBI's taxonomy places the organism in Eukaryota, Fungi, Ascomycota, Pichiomycetes, Serinales, Debaryomycetaceae. Gene Ontology annotation, molecular function: metalloaminopeptidase activity.